Messenger RNA from Tachysurus fulvidraco (yellow catfish), 2161 nucleotides. Its product is annotated as filamin-A-interacting protein 1-like. The transcript has 7 exons. Bases 364 to 2052 code for a protein of 562 amino acids. Lineage: Eukaryota; Metazoa; Chordata; Actinopteri; Siluriformes; Bagridae. The record is from RefSeq and is a predicted model, not a curated record.
UCGUCACCGUCCUGGAUGAGGCUGAUCAGUGUGGUGUCGUCUGCAAACUUCAUGGAACACUCAUUCAAUGGCACCUCAUUCAGCGUGUAUUCUGUUCCCAUUUUUAGUGUUCUUAUAAUGUUUUCAUAUAUUUUAAGUCCCUCAUCCUAUGAUUGGAGGGAUUCUCCUGAUCCUGUAUAUUAGAAAGAUGGUGAUUGCAUCAUCAUAAGGUUCUAGAAUUUUGCGGUCAUUACAGUUCUGCACAAUGACUCUCACUCACUCACUCACUCACUCACUCACACUCACUCACACAUUUGUAACAAUCUGUCGUGUAUCAACAACUUUUGAUAGAUCUUAGUUUCAUGUAGAACAGUCAAAAUAGAAAUGUCUGGUAGUCAAGUGAUCAGAGAAUUUAACAGAUCUUUCACAACAACUUCAGAGGAAGAGCUGGAGCUUGACCUUGAGGACCUUUCUGGACAAGAAAGUGCAUCAUUCAGCAUGCUCAUGAAUGAGCUGAAUAGAGAGAUUGAUCGCUCUGCAGUCUUUGGAGUUACUGACCCACAGGAAAUCCUCUCCAAUAAGCUGAAGCCUUUGAUGAAGAAUGUGCUAACAGAGUCGUACUAUGUCCAGCACCUUUCAGAGCAUCUGAGGCAAAAAGAGUUGCAGAUGCCUAGAGAUCAGGAUGAGGUGCACAUCUGUAGGAUUUCAACUGAACCUUCUCUCCAGCUCUCUGAGACUGACACAAUGAGGCUGCAGUUGUAUGAUCUCGAGCAGCGACUCGUCAGGGCAGAGGAGGAGAAGAUGAAGUUGUGCACAGAGCUCCAAGAGAAAGUAUGCGCAUCUGAGAACAUGGUCCAGUCCCUCCAGCUGGAACUCAGCUUCUCUCAGCGCUCCAUCCAGUUACUGAGUUAUAAUCUGCUCCAGUCUGCAGACAGUGUACAGUCACUUAAUGUGGAGCUGAAAGCAAAGGAAGAGAAAAUCCAGCUGCUGGAACAAAGACUGCUCAGUGCUCAAGAGAGCACAAAACUCAUACAGAAGGACUUGGAUGUGUCUAAGGAUCUCUCUCACACCUUUCAGCAGCAGCUGAGCACCACAGUGGAGCAGAAUCGUGUACUCCAGGAAGCGCUGAUGGCAUGCGAGGCACGAGUUCAGGAGGCAGAGAAAGAAAAACAACGGGGGGUUAAGGCCAAGGAAAAGUGUGAGAAGAAGAUAAGGAAUACAAAACUCGUGCUUAAAGCCUUGAACAAACAGCUAGAGCUAGUGCAAGACAAACUGGAGGGGGAGCUGAAAAUGUCACUGGAGAGAGAGGACAAUCUGAAGAUGACUAUAGAAAAAGCCACAGCUAAUCACAAGGCUGAAGUAAAACAACUGCAGCACAGUCUAUAUCUAGCCAAAGUGGAGGCCAGAGAAAUGGAGAUGAAUCUUCGCAAUGACAUCAUAGAUCUAAAACAAAAGCUGGGGGAUAAACAUGCCUACUUAGAUGGAGAACUGAAGAAAUCACUGAAGAAAGAAAUGAAGUUUGAGGAAACAGUAAAGAAGCUCACACUUACAGAACGUCUGCUGCCAUGUGACAUGCCGGUUAAGGAGACUGACAGAGAGAAUCCAUGGAAGGUUCUAAACAAUAUAUUGUAUGUUGAUAAAAUAAAUAAGGACUUGCAUGAACGUAUGGACAACAGGUUGUGGAGCACCAAAGCUGACCUGCAGAUGAGGCUGAAGGUGUCAGGAGAGGAGAAACUGGAGAAUCUGAAGAGGAUGAGAAAAAACAUAAAGGCGAAAAAGGCUGAAAUAGAACCACUGAACAGUCUACAUAAAGCCAAGGAGGAGGCCACAGACACUGAAGGAAGACUUACUACUGACACCUCACAAGGAAAGCUGAUUGACGAAAACACCACCAUGAUCAGAGGGCUGAAGAAAUCACUUAAGCAUGAAGGAAAGCUUGAAGAAAAAAUAAAGAACCUCAGGCAUCAGCUGAUUAAGGAGGCACAAUACCCACUUCUGGACUGCCUUGGAAUGAACCAGCAGAAUGUAACUAAGGACCAUCUCAGAUGGAGGAAAAACUGUCCGUGGGGAUGAACCCAGUGGUGAACACAGUCAAGCAGGAUCUGAGAGAGCAGUACGGAUAAAAUGAAUGAAAUCACAAAUGUUGAUUCAAAAUUGAUCAAUACAUUUUUGUUGCUAGUUA